This is a messenger RNA of Neogale vison (American mink), 3195 nucleotides long. It is a transcript of the gene TRARG1, whose product is annotated as trafficking regulator of GLUT4 (SLC2A4) 1. The record is from RefSeq and is a predicted model, not a curated record. The transcript is spliced from 3 exons. Gene Ontology annotation, cellular component: membrane. Lineage: Eukaryota; Metazoa; Chordata; Mammalia; Carnivora; Mustelidae. The coding region runs from base 306 to 905 and encodes 199 amino acids.
UGGUGUAUACUCUCUCUCUCUCUCUCCUCUCUGACUUAGCCUAAGCCUCACCCGGGAGAGGAGCCUCUUUGCUCUGCUCUCGGAGCUGCUUUCUGUCACUUCCCCGCCCAUCUGUGCUGUCAGCAGCACCAGCAAAGUUGGCCUCAAACUUGAACAGAUCUGAAGGCUCCAUCCAGCUUCCCGAAGCUCCGCGGGGGCAUCAGGCCGGCUUCAGAGGCCCGGAGAAGCCGACCCCUGUCCUCGCUCCCCUGGGGCACGUUUCAGUCCCCCCAGCUGGUGGCCCCCAGUCUGGGCUGAGGAAUGGCAUGCUGAGCUCCCCCUGCAGUGAGCGUCGCAGCCUGAAGCUGGAGCAACCCCAGACCCAAGCCAACAUGGCCAACCCAGGGCAGCCUCAGUUUCCCUCAGCCCAGGAGCCAGGCACCGCCUCACCCCUGGACCUGCCGGAGAUGGAGAAGCUCCUCACGAAGGUGGAAGGCAAGGAUGACAAGCCCCUGAAGCUGUCCACGUCCCUCUCGGGAACCCUGGACCUGGAGCAAAACGGCCACGGCCUGCCCUUCAAGGUGGUAUCGGAGGGGUGCCCUGAAGCCACACUCCCCUGGUCGGCCUCUCGGGCCAGCUCUAGGCGGGCGUCCUCCAUUGCCACUGCCUCCUCUGCCCAAGACCAAGAGGUCCCCAAAGAUUACCUCAUCCUUGCCAUCGCCUCCUGCUUCUGCCCUGUGUGGCCUCUCAAUCUGAUUCCCCUCAUCUUUUCCAUCAUGUCCCGAAGUAGUGUGCAACAGGGGGACCUGGACGGCGCCCGGAGGCUGGGCCGCCUGGCCCGGCUGCUCAGUAUCACCUUCAUCAUCAUGGGGAUCAUUAUUAUCAUCGUGGCCGUGACUGUCAAUUUCACAGUGCAGAAGAAAUGAAACGGACCAGGGCGCUGCGCUGGCGGAGGCGGCCCUGGGCAGCCCGAGGUCUCCACGCUCCCACGCCCCCUCUCCCGCGGGAGGACAGGACAGGGACGUCCAUGCACUCCCAAAGCACCGACUUGGAGGGAAGCCCCCAGGCCUCCCCACUGUCAGCCCACCUCAGAUGCGAAAAAGCGCCAAGAAUGAUUAAUGGGGUUUAAUCUGGACACGGCCCUGUAUUUGGCCUCCGUGCUCCGGCUGGUUUCUCAUCCCCAUCGUCUCCCAGGAUCCACCGCGCCACAUACACUGCCUGCUGGAGGGGGAACCAGCCCCGCAGAGGAGACGGAGAUGAGAGGAACAGGACCAUGCAGGAGAGAAGCUGCACACUCCCCACCUGUCUGAGGACCCAGAGUCAAGAUGUGGGACUUGCUCUUUUGUACUUUUCUUUGGGGUGUGUGUGUAAAAAGAGUUAUUUGCAUGCCUCGUGCCACAUCCUUGCUGCGAUCCCAGCUCAGGGGCCCAGCUGCUGCUCCACAUCCAUCCUGGGACCCCCUUGGGCGCCCAAGAUGAGCAGUUGUCUGGACAGAGGUGUCAGCUACAUGCAUGACAGGUGGCGACACCAAGAGGUAGGCUGGUGAAGACAGGAUCAGGAACUGCAGGACACACAGACAUCUCCAGCUUUACAGUCUCAGGCUCAUCUCUGCUGAGAACUCCUGUCCCAUCAUGUCUCCCAGGAUGACCCAGUCUGCCUCUUGUUCCCUUGCUCCCUGUGCAGCCGCCUGGGGGCCCGAUCCCAGCCCCGCUCAGCCAGGAGAGGAGGAGCCUGGCUGAGCUCCCUUCCUGCCACAUCCUCUCUCAUGGUCCAGGCUGCACACAUGGGGCCCCAUGCGGCGUGGCUCAGGUGGGGCCUGGGCCCCGGCUCCCAGCCUAGCAGCACCUGACGCUCUCUGUGCCUUACUUACCCUGAGCCCCUGGCCAUCCACAAAGCACAAAGACUUUCUCUUGGGUGGGGGGAGAAGGUGGGGGACACCUCUAGGGGAAGGACGUCCCCAGAGCUCCCAGGCUGUAAACAGGGGAGUGGGCCAGAGGGUUUUUAUGAAGGUUUAUUAUUGAUUUGGUCUAGAGAGUUCUAAGACAGAGGGAAGAGUCUGGCUGAAGGGGCCAGUCUUUGGGGGAGUAGGAGGUCCUGGGCACAGGCAGGGGGCCACACCAUGGCCUCUGUCUCAGGACCUAAUGGGACACCUGAAAGGACUGAGCAGGGUCCUUUGACCUCCUGUCUGGUUUCUGGCCCCAGGAUUCUCCCGAGGCUUUGGCUGGCACAGGAUCUGCCCAUAGGGGCCCCUCCUAUGCCCACCUACCUCUCUGGCUUCAGCUCCCAGACUCUCAGAGAGGAAAGCUCCAGGCUUUCCUGCCCUGGGGGGCCCUGCCCAGAUCAUCGGGUUUCUCCAGCCGCAGUCAGAGGCUGGCAAAGACUGUUUCCCCGGCACCCAUUCAGGGCCCUGGAGCCUGCUCCCUGUCUCCCCGACACUCCUCGGAGACUCCUGGGAGGGAGUCCGUUAGCACAGAGGCACUGUCUACCAGGAGUCCCAAGGGUAGCUCUGAGCCUUCUAGGAGGGCCGUCGUGGCAGAGGAGGGGUGUAGGACCCAGGGGCCCUGGCAGGGUCCUUCUGGGGCCUGCGUUCCUACGUCAGUUCCCCACCUGGGGAGCAGACGCCAACCUCUCCAGACCCUAAGCGAGGGGCUGGCUUUGCUUGACAAGAUCUCUGAGGCCACAAUCGCAAUCCCCCUGUUGGGGGAGGGAAGAAGUGAGCCCAGAGGAUUUGUGUCACCUGCGAAGGCAGCUCAGGCCAGGAGGUGAGUCAUGAGGUCUACGGAAAUGGUGGCUCAUGAGUUGGUGGUCCUCUGGCCAGGCUCUGGGGGCCCCAGGCUCAGCACCGCAGGGAGAAGAAGGUGCUCAGAUGGAACGCAAAAGCUCUGAGGGUUGUGGAAGGAGCCUGAUCCCUCUGUCGGGAGGAGAACAAACCUGAGGACCAGGAACCCUGCAGAGAUCAGACUGGGAAGGUGGGUCCCUGACUCCCCUGCUGCCCACCUACAAGGAGCCUGGCACCCUGAGGCCUCACCCCUCUGCUCCCAGCUCCAUCGUGGGUCCCCCCCCCGGCUCCCUGAACCCUGCAGUCUUCCAGCUUGGGGCAGCCUCUCCCAUGUCCCAGAGGAAGCAGCGAGAACUACCCCCCACCGCCGCCCGGCACCACAGUCUCCACACUCUCCAGUCGGCUCCUCUGUAUUGCUCGGCAUGGAAAGAAAUAAA